Molecule: messenger RNA, 1531 nt
Organism: Aspergillus ibericus CBS 121593
Lineage: Eukaryota; Fungi; Ascomycota; Eurotiomycetes; Eurotiales; Aspergillaceae
Product: glycosyltransferase family 32 protein
Exons: 3
Coding region: 364-1443 (359 amino acids)
Biological process (GO): mannosyl-inositol phosphorylceramide biosynthetic process
Molecular function (GO): mannosyltransferase activity
Source: RefSeq, a predicted model, not a curated record
CCUUGGACGUCCGCCCUGCAAUUGCCUCGAGACGUUGCCGCUGCACCCCCUCCUGUCCUACGACCCUAGGCUGGUAGGACCGUGUUGAGCCUCGCAUCUAUUUUCCGCCGCUGUCUUCUCCAACCCCAUCACCGCUACUAGGGUCGGUCUGGGGAGAAUCAUCGAUAGCUCUUCGAUUGGGUGUCGUCCCCUUACGGCCGCCUGCACCGUCCUCUCACCGUGACACGAUUUUACGACUUGCCAGUAUAUCAAUUGGUGCCCUCAUCCUGACAGCGGGUUUCUACUCCGUCUUUCUUUCUGUUCACCUGUGUACCCCAGAUCCGUUGAGCAGGUGUCGUUCGGGCCCCUGCCCCCUCUUUCAACAUGCGACGCGGUGUCCUUAUCUUCCUCGUCGCCAAUUUAAUCAUUGUCACAUUCCUCGUUCGCAGCGUUUUCACCCUGCUGUCCUUACUGGUGGAAGAUGCUUCCGCCGACGCAAUCCACCGCGCCGAGCUCCCCUCGCCCAACUCCAGCUUGAUCGAACAACGGCCCCAGAUCAUCCCCAAGAUCAUCCACCAAACAUACAAGAACGAAACCAUUCCCGAAGUGUGGAGAGAAGCCCAGCAGAGCUGCAUUGAUUUGCACCCGGACUACGAGUACAUUCUUUGGACCAACGAGAAGUCGCGCGAAUUCAUCGCCAACGAAUAUCCGUGGUUCCUCGAGACAUUUGACGGCUACAAGUACCCCAUUCAGCGGGCAGACUCUAUCCGCUACUUUGUUCUGGCGCACUACGGCGGCACCUACAUUGACCUGGACGAUGGCUGCAACCGUCGGUUAGAUCCUCUCCUUGCCUACCCCGCCUGGGUUCGUCGCACGGUUCCCACCGGUAUCUCCAACGAUGCUAUGGGAUCGGUCCCCCAGCACCCAUUUUUCCUCCGAACGAUCGAGCUCCUGCAAUCCUAUGACCGCCACUGGCUGCUUCCUUACAUUACGGUUAUGUACUCGACCGGUCCGCUCUUUUUGUCGGUCAUCUGGAAGGAAUACAUGCAGACCAACCCCAGCGAGUCGGGACGGGUGCGCAUCCUGAUGCGAGACGAAUACAACAAGUACUCGUGGAGCUUCUUCACGCACCAUGUGGGCAACAGCUGGCACGGCAAGGAUGCCCGGUUGAUCUUCUGGAUGGGUCAGCAUUGGAUGUUCCUUACUGUGUGCGGAUUCUUCCUGGCCGCCGUAGUCGGAUUCGGCCUCUGGUGGCUUUACGCGCGCCUGAUGCUGUUGGGGUCGAAGUACCGUUACCGCUACUCGAAGAUCCCUUCCCUCGUUUCGAGCUCCCGUCUGUCUUCGCCGACAAGGUUAUCACGGCGCAUGAUGCCCACGCUGCUUCGUCGCGUCAGUUUCAAGGAAGACGAAGAAGCCGGAGGCGUGACGGAAACGUCGUACGAGCUGUACAGCCGACGCGAUUAGGCGUGGCGUUGUGUACUCUGUUUUGUGUGCCUUUUCAGCCUUUCGCACUCUGACACUCUUCUCCGCCCGACCGUUGCUCGUCGCCCCC